Fraxinus pennsylvanica is the source of this 546-nucleotide messenger RNA. Lineage: Eukaryota; Viridiplantae; Streptophyta; Magnoliopsida; Lamiales; Oleaceae. The record is from the annotation of a GenBank genome assembly.
AUGGCCACAAUUUCGAGUACUCUCCAGCUAAGUUGCUUCUUAUCAAGACCCACUAAUUCUUCUUCAACUUGGUCUACUGCAUAUUUCUCCAAGCUCAAUUCUAAGUUUCUGGGUAGCCCAAGAACGAAAACUCUAGGAUGGUGCAGACCCAUGACAAGACUUGGUCCAAGCUCUGGUUCAAGAACCACGUGCUGGUUCAAGUUUGGCAAAAAUGGCGUUGAUGCUGAAGGUGCUGGAAUUUACGGUAGCCAGACCCGUGAUGAUUUUGACCGUGACGAUGUUGAACAGUACUUCAAUUACAUGGGAAUGCUAGCUGUGGAAGGUACAUAUGAUAAGAUGGAGGCUCUUUUGAACCAAAACAUCCACCCAGUCGACAUCUUGCUGAUGAUGGCAGCCUCAGAGGGUGACAAGCCGAAGAUUGAAGAACUGCUAAGAGCUGGAGCUGAUUACACUGUCAAAGAUUCAGAAGGUCGGAGUGCCCUUGAAAAGGCAGCAAGUGAUGAAAUCAAGGACUUCAUUCUUGGAUUUUCAGUUCAAAGGGCAUAA